Molecule: messenger RNA, 4050 nt
Organism: Condylura cristata (star-nosed mole)
Lineage: Eukaryota; Metazoa; Chordata; Mammalia; Eulipotyphla; Talpidae
Gene: CUNH2orf69
Product: chromosome unknown open reading frame, human C2orf69
Exons: 2
Coding region: 78-1238 (386 amino acids)
Cellular component (GO): mitochondrion
Source: RefSeq, a predicted model, not a curated record
GUUGGGCGGCCUAGCGAAGUCCCUCCCUCAGGACCUCCCCACCCCACCCCCUCGGAACCGCUCCCUCGCGGCGACCCAUGUGGGGGUUCAGGCUCCUGCGGUCGCCGCCGCUGCUGCUACUGCUGCCGCACCUCAGAAUCGUAAUUGCCGCGUCCUGCUCUCAGGCCGGAGUCAUGAACCUGGACGGCAGCGGCGGUGCUCAGUGCUCCCCCUCGACCGACGGGCGCCGGUCGCGGUGCCUGAAGCUGUCCGCAGUGCCGGGGGCCGACCCGCAGCGCAGCAACGAUUUGCUCCUGCUGGCGGCGACUGGGGAGGGACCCGAGCGGCGGGACCUCCCUGGGGGCCGGGUGAAGGAGGAGCCGCAGCCGCCACCCCAGCAUCACGUUCUCUAUUUCCCCGGGGACGUGCAGAAUUACCAUGAAAUUAUGACUCGUCACCCCGAAAAUUAUCAGUGGGAAAAAUGGAGUCUAGAAAAUGUUGCCACUGUUUUAGCACGCCACUUCCCAAACAGUUAUAUUUGGGUGAUAAAGUGUUCUCGAAUGCAUUUGCAUAAAUUCAGCUGCUAUGACAAUUUUGUAAAAAGCAAUAUGUUUGGUGCUCCAGAACACAAUACUGACUUUGGAGCCUUUAAGCACCUUUAUAUGUUAUUAGUUAAUGCUUUUAACUUAAGUCAGGACAGUUUACUAUCAAAGAAGAAUAUGAAAGAUUUGAAUAAAGACUCUAAAGCAUCAAAUUGUAGAUCCAGUUCUUCUCAUGCAACUAAUGGUUGCCAGGGAGAAAAAGAGAGGACCUGCGAAAAAUUGGAUGAGUCUGAAGUGACUUUUUAUCCACCGACACUAAAAGGUGCAUCUUUUACUUUGAUUGGAUUCAGUAAAGGUUGUGUUGUUUUGAAUCAGUUGCUCUUUGAAUUGAAAGAAGCCAAAAAAGAUAAGGACAUAGACACUUUUAUCAAGAGCAUAAGGACAAUGUACUGGCUUGAUGGUGGUCAUUCUGGAGGAAGCAAUACGUGGAUUACUUAUCCAGAAGUCUUGAAAGAAUUUGCACAAACAGGGAUUAUUGUACACACCCAUGUAACGCCUUACCAAGUCCGUGAUCCAAUGAGAUCUUGGAUUGGAAAGGAACACAAGAAAUUUGUUCAGAUACUUGGAGAUUUUGGCAUGCAGGUGACUAGCCAAAUUCAUUUUGUAACAGAAGCUCCUUCCAUAGAGAAUCACUUCAGGGUUCAUGAAGUGCUUUGAAGAUGGUAAGAAUAUUAAUUGUAUUUGUUCAGUAGAAGAACAUAAACAUGAGUAUUAUACAUUCAGAGAAGAUAAAUUCAUAGACACUGUCAGUUUGGGUUGGGGGGAAGGAAGCACACAUUCCUAAAAUUUGAUUGUAAGGUGUAGUAGCUUUUCUUGCUUGUGAAUGUGAAGUUUUUAAUUUGUACUGAAUUAAAAUUAGUUCAUUUUAAAUCUAAAAUGUGGUUUGUAAUGCUGUAAGAAAUAAGAGCCUUAAAAAAGUUAUAGUAGUCCUUAGAAAAGAUAAUUGCAAUUGUUGUUAGAAUAGUUGAUUUUUCUGAGUAAUAUGUUAGACUAAUUUUGGUAACAAUAGUAAUUAGCUAUUUUGUCAUUCAAAAUUGAGUGGUAACUAUUUUUCUUCAAACAAAACUAAGCCACACAAUGUUUUCUAUAGUUUUGGAAUAACUGAGCCCUGCCUCUUCUGCCUUGUAAAUUUAUGUAGUCUUUCUUUACUGUGCCAAAAUGUCUUUUUCUUUAGUCAAAAAGUAUCUGUUUCAAAAUGUUCAGGAACAUGCCAUAGUGUAAAUAUGUUUUUCAGAAAUGUUGCAUUUAAGCACUUUGACUUAAUUUUUAAUGGACAAAAUUUUUGAGAUAAGAUAUUUGGAGGUAUCUUGAAUCUUGGCCAAAAAAACCAAUUCUUUUGGAAAAAUAAGUUUUGAGUGUAAUUAUGUCAAUAGGGUAAAAAUAUGCAUCAUCUGAAAGAACUCAUCUUAUAAAACAUGUACCUAAUAACUUACAUAAAAUAUGCAAUACUCUAUUUUAGUUUUCUCUUAAAAAGGAGAGAGAUUUUGUUAAUCUAUCUUACCAAAAGCAUUGUUUUGUCUGCCAAAAGAAAACAACUCUUUAACCAAAGUGCAAAAUUAUAUAAGAAAAAUUAUGAGGGAAAACUUGAGGACACCAAUGAUUUAUUUAAUGCUGGCUCAGAAACUGACUUUACUUAAUAUGCUACAUAAUUUGAGGCUUUCAUCAGCCCAUUUUCCUUGACCAAUACAUUUUGAGAAACCAAGAUCUAAUGUCAGUCAGCUGACACUGAAACAACUUUUUAAAAUGUAUUACUAGCCUUUGCAGUUUAUGAAAUAAUUAAGAAGGGCUGUACUGUGAUUCUAAAAAUAUACUGCAAAUAUUAAUACUUAAGGAAAAGUUUACCAAAACUUAAAAAUAACAUUCUGCUAUAAACUGCAUGUCUUAUUUUUUUUUUUUUAGGGCAAAGUAGUUUUAUAUUGUUUCAGUUUCUUUAAAUUACUAUGUUGAGACCAAAAAUUUUUAUCAAGGACACAAGUCAACCUAAGUCAACCCCUAGCAUUUAUUUCCUUAAAGCACCACAUUUUUUUUUUUCAAUUUAGUUCUUUGUUAAACUUGUAUGUACCUAGUUGAGUUAAAGAUUGUUCUAAAAGACUUAUUUUUAUGGGAUUAAAAUGGAAAAAAGUGGGAUUUUUGGCUAAGAAAAAUCCUACUUUAAGAAAUCUGGGUACUUUAGCUAUCCAGUCAUAUGAAUGUUUAGUAGUAAUUGUUACAUGCUCAGUGGAUGUUAAUAUAGCUCACUGGAUACCUGGAAAUGCCAUUGUAUCAAAAUGAAACAUAUUCAAAUUGAUCCAUAUUCAAGUAUUUUAGUAGUUCAAAUUUGUACUUUCCCAUGUGUUUAAAACAAGUAUAAAUGUAUUUCCAUUUGAAUUGUGCCUUUGUGUUUGUGUAGUCAACUGAAAAAAGUCAUACAAAUGUGAAAAUUGUUACCACCGCAGCAUGAAUGUACAGUUGUAUUAAAAUUAAUCCACAGAAAUCUGUUUGGGUGUGCUUUAUAUUUGAUUUGUUAAAACUUCUGUUCAUUAUUUGAAAGGAAAUUUCUACUUUUCCAAUUAGGGUUUUUAUGUCCUCAUUAACUUUCAUGUUUCUUUAAAUGAACAACUUUGAAACUUUCCUAUAAGAAAUAUAUCCCUUCUUUUACACAAUGCUCCACCAAAAUUUGUAUUUCCAUUUUGUCUGUUGGAUUUCUUAGAAGUCUUUCACAAAGAAGUUCUUCCUUUCUUAUGCUUAUCAUCCUGUAGCUGUCUUUUGAGAUUUUGUCUAAAUAUGGUGUGGUAUUUUUCAUUUUAUUCAUGUAAUAUCUAAGCAUUAAGGGCAAGGAAGGUCUAAGUGCUAAGGAUACAGUACAGAUAAAAGACCUAAUGUGAGUAUGGAAAUAAUGCAAUAGCCUAAGGCUUAAAAGAGCUAUUCUAUAUUAUUUCUUCUAAAAAGAUCUUUAAGGUACACAUUUUAGGGGAUAAUGAUUUGUAAAUAUAGGUUGCUCUUUACAAAUGCAGAGGCCAGCAGCCCUUAGUAGUGACAGGCAGUCAUUUCAGAUGGUCACUUUAGUAUCCCAGUUAAUGCACUUUAAAAAUUAUAAUAGUGUGUUUAAGACACCCAAACCGUCAUGGCCUGUGUGCUGGAAGCAAGUGUUUCAGGUAAUACCAGAGAUGUGUGGGUGACUGUCAAUCCUAUUACAUUAGUUUUUCCUGACUAAAUUUUUUUUAGCACUGGGGAAGGAGUUAGUAGUUCCAAUUCCUGCAAGAUUUACAUUCCAGCUCCUUGCACUUUCUCAGUCAACAUCUUAGAUUUAGCUUCCACAUCUGUUGAUAAAUUUUUAUCCCAAAUGCACAUAGCUGCUACUGAAAAGGAUAUUGCCUUUGUUACUGCCUAUUUUGAUAUUUCAUGGAAAUAUCAGUUAAUUAUUAGAUAGACCUCAAUGUAAGUACAUGCCAAACAAAUAGUAUCUACAGAAAGCUAGCUAAAUCUACAC